This is a messenger RNA of Drosophila biarmipes, 2103 nucleotides long. RefSeq names its product 1-acylglycerol-3-phosphate O-acyltransferase Pnpla3 (gene dob). Gene Ontology annotation, molecular function: triacylglycerol lipase activity. NCBI's taxonomy places the organism in Eukaryota, Metazoa, Arthropoda, Insecta, Diptera, Drosophilidae. Gene Ontology annotation, cellular component: membrane; lipid droplet; cytoplasm. Gene Ontology annotation, biological process: lipid homeostasis; triglyceride catabolic process. The record is from RefSeq and is a predicted model, not a curated record.
CUUUCCAGGCCGAGAAUUAAGCUCGAAAGAAAACUUGGAAAAAUAAAGGAAAACGUCAACAAAAAAUCGGAAAAAGAGACAGCUGCACGGCACUAGGGAUCACGUGAAGAGUUGUCUGCGUCACGGGGAGACUGUACGCGCUGCAAAGAUGAAGAUCCGCACCAGGAGGAGCCUCUCCUUCGCCGGCUGCGGCUUCCUGGGCAUCUACCACGUCGGCGUGGCCGUCUGCCUGCGCCAGCACGCCCCCCAACUGCUGCUGGAGAGGAUUGCCGGCGCCUCCGCCGGGGCCCUGGCCGCCUGCUGCCUGAUCUGCGACCUGCCCAUGGAGUGCAUGGCCGGGGACUUCCUGCGGGUGGUCCAGGAGACGCGCCGCCACUCGCUGGGCGCCUUCAGUCCGUGGUUCAACCUGCCGGAGUGCCUCCUCGAGGGCAUGCACCGCCGCCUGCCGGAGGACGCCCAUCGGCGGGUCAGCGGACGGCUGCACAUCUCGCUCACCCGCGUCAGCGAUCGCCGCAAUGUGCUCAUGUCGGAGUUCAGCUCGCGGCAGGAGCUCCUCGAGGCCCUCAUGUGCUCCUGCUUCAUUCCCGGACUCUCCGGCCUGGUGCCUCCGCAGGUGAGAGGAGUUCGCUACAUGGACGGCGCCUUCUCCAACAACCUGCCGCUGCUGGACGAGCACACGGUGACCGUGAGCCCCUUUUGCGGCGAGAGCGACAUAUGCCCGCGGGACCAGAACCCCCACCUGCUGCAGCUGAACAUCAACUGGGCGAACACGUGCAUCCGGCUGUCCAGGCGGAACCUGCGGCGCAUGGUGCGCAUCCUGCUGCCGGGGAGGGCGGACUUCAUGGCCAACUUCUGUCAGCAGGGCUACGACGAUGCCUUGCACUUCCUGCACCGGAACAGCCUGCUCAGGGAGGGACUGAGGGUCAAGGAAGGGCUCAUGAUCGCCUGGAUCCACCAGCAGGAGGAGAGGGAGAAGCUGCGGGCGGAGAGGGCCAGAGAACUGGAGAGGACCCACAGGAAUCUGAAGGUUAUGAAGCAUCAGGGCCAGCAGGAGAAGAAGCCCCAGGAUCAGAUGGAUAAGAAGCGCAGGAAUCGAAGGCAAAAGCCCCAGAGGCGAGCCAAGAAGAAGCAGGAGCAGGCGAAGCAGAAACAGAACACCAGGAAUCAGGAGCAGUCUCCCCAAGAAGGGGCCAACAACAGGACUCAGGAGAAUCAGCCAAAGGAUGAGUCGCAUCUCUCGCCUCAGGGGCAGCAACACCACCAGGAUCACUGCGCCGGCUCCCUCAUCAGCUCCACCUGGUCACUCCUGCGCCGCGUGAUGACCGCUCCGCCGCUGGCCAGGCACAUGGUCCAAGUGAUCGCUCGUCGCCUCAGCCAGAGUCUCACGCUCUGCGAGCAGCCGCACUUCGAUCUCGCUCUGAUGCAGGCACCCUCCUCCACCUCGCUCUGCUCCCCAUCUCGGAGCACCUACUGCCCCCCAUCGACGCCACUGGGUGAUAGCGAUAACGCCAAAGUCAAGGCCAAACGAGUGUGCGAGGCCAGCCGAGUGGAAGUGGGAGAUCAGGUGGCUGAGGAAGCGGCACGGAGCGGCGACCAUUAGGCGCCACCAUUAGCUUUAUCAGCGAUCGUCAAUCGAUCAGUUCCCAACUGAGUUUUAUACCUGUUCCCGCGAUUACUCUUAUUUACCCGUGUUUUGUUUUCUCAAAUAUCAUGUUUUUAAAUGUUUCUACCUUGUGCUCUUGUUAACUGCUGUGACUCAAAUAAAAACGAAAAAUAUGCAAAUUAAAGUAAAUUUGGAGUGCGAAAUUUGUAAAGUUAAAGAUAGAGUUUUCUAAAAUUAGUUAAUAAAGCAUUGAACCUUACUCAAAAACCUUUUUAAAUAGUACAGAAUUUAAGUAUGAAGGAUUUUCUUUUUUUAUUCCAAUUUUUGGUUGAUUUGAUUGAAGAAUUCCUCAAACGCAAAUAUAUUUCAUUGUAUUUAAAAGUUUUGUAAAUAAAAAAACCUUAAGAUAGAUUAGAUUAGAUUAAUACAAAAUAUUGAUACAUAAGGUACAAGUUUCAAAAAUACAGGUUUUUCGAAAGAUCAUGGAUUUUAUUUUUCAA